UCAAGCAAUGUCUUUUUGGGUCACGUGACUAAGCACGUGAUGCACAGUCGCCGCAGAACUUUUCUGAGUUCUGCUUUAUUCCCAGUUUCACCCUUCGCCGGUAUCAUCAUCAUCAAUCAUCUUUGCCGGCUGACAGCAAUUUGGAAAAGUAGUAAUCUCAAAUUAAAACCCUCAUUUCUGAAAUAUCAUGAAAUCCCCACAAUCUGGAUAUCCCUAACCCCUUAAUCUGGAUUGGGAUUCAUUUAGUCCCGGAAUCCUAAUGAAAUUCAUCUGAUUUUGUCAAUGGAUUUCUCCGAAUUGGAAGGGAUCGAGGGUUUGCGUUGGUCAUGGCAUUCAUGGCCCAUUUCCAAGCCCGAAGUUGCAUCACUGGUGGUUCCACUAUCGAUUAUGUGUACUCCGUUAACGCCAUUCAGCGAGCUGCCUAUCCUCCCUUACGAACCCCUCAAUUGCUCCCAAUGCGCCGCCGUCUUGAACCCCUACUCUCGCGUGGAUUACGUAUCCAAAAUCUGGGUUUGCUCGUUUUGCUAUCGGAAAAAUCCCUUUCCGAGAUCGUACGCUCAUAUAAAUGAAAACAACAUCCCUGCUGAGCUUUUUCCCACUUAUAGUACCGUUGAAUAUCAUCUAGGGACGGGUCCGGCCUCGGGUUUGGCUUCGGGCCUGGUAAGAAGUCCUAGUGGGCUGUCCGGAUUGAGGUCAAAUACUAGUUCGUUCUCGAGUAUCUCUGCCUAUUCCGGCUCGGGUUCGGGUUUGGAUUGGGCUGGGGUGGGAGUUGCAGUUGGACCAGCAUUCGUGUUUGUUGUGGAUGGUUGCUCGUCACCGGAGGAGCUGGAAGCACUGAAGAGGGAGUUGCUGCACACAAUUACGCGAUUGCCGGAGAAUGCUUUGGUUGGUCUGGUGGUUUUUGAUGCUAUGGUGAAGGUAUAUGAUUUGGGAUUCACGGAGUGUUUGAAGGUGGUUGUUUUUCAUGGCGAGCGUGAGCUUUCGCCUGAACAGGUCAAGGAGCUUUUGGGUCUCCAUCACAUGAAGCAGUCUCUUGGGAAGGCAUCAGCAGUACAAAAACAAGGCUUUCUAUUACCAGUGUCUGAAUGCGAGUUCAACAUCAUGACAGCAAUUGAAGAUAUCCAUUCGUCACCUUUAGUCAAGCCAGGACAUCGACCUCUACGGUCUACAGGGGUUGCGAUAUCAGUAGCAGUUGGGCUUUUAGAAGGAUGCUUGAUAAAUACUGGUUCCCGUGUGAUGGUCUUCACAUCAGGACCUGCAACUACUGGGCCAGGGAUGAUUGUUAACUCAGAUCUUAGUUAUUCCAUUAGAACUCACCGUGACCUCCAUAAUGGUUAUGCUUCCUACUAUAAAACAUCUAGUGAAUUUUACAAGCAAAUAUCUCACAGAUUAUCCGACUCAUCGAUCAUUCUUGAUCUGUUCGCCUGCUCUCUGGACCAGGUUGGCGCAGCUGAAUUAAAAUUCCCAGUUGAAAGUUCAGGCGGUUUCAUGAUGUUAGGGGAGUCAUUCGAAUCUGAGCAAUUUAGAAAGUGCUUGCGUCACAUGUUUGACCGUGAUGAUGAUGGAAACUUAAAGAUGUUUUUUGACGCAAGCAUAGAGAUAGUUACAACCAGAGAUGUGAAAGUUUGUGGAGCUCUUGGCCCUUGUGUUUCUAUGCAAAAGAAGAAUGAUUCAGUGAGUGACAAGGUGAUUGGUGAAGGUGGCACCCUUAUGUGGAAACUGGGUACUCUUACCAGCAAAACAUGCAUUGCUUUCUUCUUUGAAAUUGGGCACGAACAGAAAGCUCAACCCAGCUCUGCAUUUUUCAUACAGUUCAUAACUAAAUACAGAUGUAAUAACAUGGGACUUCGGAAGAGGGUGACCACUGCCGCAAGAAGGUGGGUGGGGAAACAUUCACCAGAAAUUGCUUCCGGUUUUGAUCAGGAAGCAGCAGCUUCAGUUAUGGCCCGACUUGCCAUCCACAAGGCGGAGAGAAAUCUUGCUGAAGAUGUUAUCAGAUGGCUUGAUAAGACUUUGAUACAGUUUGCAUCUAAAUUUGGGGAUUAUGCACAGGAAGAUCCGUCUAGCUUCCGCCUUUCAACCAAUUUUUCCUUGUAUCCACAAUUUAUGUACUACUUGAGGAGAUCCCAGUUUAUGGAUGUUUUCAACAGCACUCCAGACGAGACGGCCUUUUUCCGUUUGAUGUUAAACCGUGAAGGGGUGGUGAAUUCUCUGAUCAUGGUCCAGCCUACCCUUUUCCAGUAUUCAUUUGAUGGGCCACCUGUCCCAGUAGUUUUGGACGUAUGCUCGAUCUCCCCGGACGUGAUUUUGCUUUUCGAUUCCUUUUUCUAUGUUGUCAUUCACUAUGGUUCUAAGAUUGCACAGUGGAGAAAGCUUGGGUAUGACAAGGACCCUAGCCAUGAAAGUUUCAAGAAACUCUUGGAAGCUCCAGAGCUUGAUGCCGAACAACUGGUGGCCGAAAGGGUUCCAGUGCCAAAACUUGUAAAGUGCGACCAGCACAGCAGCCAAGCAAGGUUUCUUCUUGCCAAGUUAAAUCCAUCUGUUACUCAGAAUUCGACUCAUACAGAAGGUUCGGAAAUUAUAUUCACCGACGACGUGAGCUUGCAAGUAUUCAUCGAGCACUUGCAAGCUCUGGCUGUGCAGGGUUAGUGGAAGGAAUCUUGUAGAGAAGUUUGCUGGUGUAUGUAAUAUUGGAGGGGUUGUUGUAUCAUUGUAUUCUGAAGUUUUGGGUGUAUAGGGGAGGAGUCAAGAAGAAGAGGAGGAGGUUUCAUAGAUAUAAUUGGGUGUGUAUUAUCAUGUGAGAAUUUUGUUUCAUUUCACCAUUCUUGGCUGUUUCAAUAGCUAAUGCUAUUAUUUAGA
Messenger RNA from Sesamum indicum (sesame), 2859 nucleotides. Its product is annotated as Sec23/Sec24 protein transport family protein. Gene Ontology annotation, molecular function: zinc ion binding; GTPase activator activity. The record is from RefSeq and is a predicted model, not a curated record. Gene Ontology annotation, cellular component: endoplasmic reticulum exit site; COPII vesicle coat. Lineage: Eukaryota; Viridiplantae; Streptophyta; Magnoliopsida; Lamiales; Pedaliaceae. Gene Ontology annotation, biological process: COPII-coated vesicle budding; endoplasmic reticulum to Golgi vesicle-mediated transport; intracellular protein transport.